CCAAACUAAAACGUUAUUCCCUCAAAUAACCCAAGAAAAGGGACAACAAAACUAGCGUCGAAGAGAUUCGAGAUCCUCCGACGGCACCACCGCAGAAACAACCACGAUGGAUCUGGAGACGGAAAACAGAUUAGCUGCUAUGCUUAUGCGGGAAGCGGCUGAGUUACGGAGACAGUCUGAGAAAGAUGGUGUUCUGGCGUAUCUUCAAAAGCCUAAUGUAAGGAGUCGGCCAAAUUCGCGGUUCCUCACUGCUACUGUACGCGGAGUACAACAAGCAAAUCGAGCUGUGGAAGUAAAUGAAAUGUGGCGAGCGCGCGAGAAAGAAUUGGAGCUAGAUAAACGGGCUUCAGGCACGUCAUCAAAAGAUAGAAGUAGUGAUGACAAAAGAUAUAGGGAUCAUAACUUAUCGAGAAGUGCAGAAAGACACGAUGGGGCUGAUAAAAGCAGUGGCGCCUUGGCUUCAUGCUCGACUAAAAAAGAACGCGAGCAUACUCCUGAAGGUUUAAAGGAUGACGAGCUCGAGGAGUUUCUACAUUCAAGGAAGAAGCGAGGCAGAGGCGCUAUUGGUCCAAGGAUGGAUGAAACUGGGCCUUACCUUCCUCCUAAUCCCGAUGAAGAGCCUUCUACUAGUCCAGAUUUAAGGGAACAUCGUGUCAUUUAUGGUCCGCAGAGGCCUACAUCGUUGAAGUCAUACGAUGAAUCUUCAGAUGACGAGGUUCUUGAAGAAAAGCGAAAAAAGAGUAAAAAGUCGCAUAAAAGUCACUUGGACAAAGGACAUUCUAAGAAACACAGGUCUAAAGAGAAAUCUAAGCAUAAGAAAAAGAAAACCAAGGAGAAAAGAAGUAAACAUCGCCGAUAAAGGCUAUUCUGUAAUCUGAUAUGUUCUCAGAGGUGAUUAUAAUCUGCUGAAACAGUUGAUUUAGAUGAAACUAACAUUUUGGAGUUUGUAUAAAAGUUGUGUAACAUCAAAUGCAAUUCCUGGUAGAGAU
Messenger RNA from Vicia villosa (hairy vetch), 989 nucleotides. Its product is annotated as rRNA-processing protein FYV7. The record is from RefSeq and is a predicted model, not a curated record. The transcript has 4 exons. Bases 107 to 859 code for a protein of 250 amino acids. NCBI's taxonomy places the organism in Eukaryota, Viridiplantae, Streptophyta, Magnoliopsida, Fabales, Fabaceae.